AUGAACAACCCACCUCUGUAUGCCGUACAAAACACUACCACUCGGGCAUGGGCUGUUGGCAGCAACCCGUUCAUUUUGAAUGUUGCGCGCUCGCAGUGGGGGAUGCCUAUUGGCUUUGUCAAUCCCACUGUGAUCAACCGCGACAGCACUACGAGUUUUCAAGGAGUAUCUCAACUGCCUCCGCACACCUAUUUCGAACUCAAGAGAGAUGAAAAUGGGUGGCUUUUGAGCACGCAAGAGCGCAGAGACCCUCUGUUCUCUGCCUUGAGCCCCAGAAUCACGGACUACGACGAAGCAGGUUCCGCUUUUGUCUCCGCCGUGCAGAAGGCAGUCUCUGAGAUCACCGAGUCCGACAAGGAGGUUGCCUCUCUCCUCUCGGGAGGUAUCGACUCGGGCGCGGUCACUACAUUUGCUGUUCGCGCCGGCCUCAAGGUGACGGCCUAUAGUGCCGGAUCGCCCUGGGGAAAUGAGCAUGAAGAAGCCCAAGAGCUGGCGGAUUUUCUGGGCAUCCCACUCGUCCGCCUUGAGCUAUCAGCGAAAGAUCUUCUCGAUGCGGUUCCCGAGACCAUGCGAGCCUUGGGUACCGCAGAGAGAGAGCGAGUGGAUAUCCAGAUAACCUUGACGGCCUUGAUGCGCAGCGGUCUCAUCAAGGAGAAGCACAUCCUCACUGGCUACGGCAACGAUCUCAUGCUGAUUGGUUUGCCACCCGACUCUACCGACGCCGACGUGUUGAUUCGAGACAUCAUCACCGAGGUUGACCUUGCGCGUCACAGCGGCGAGUUCCAGGACUUUGUCGCCGGAACGUGGGGAAAGAAGCUCUCUCAUGUGUACUGGCAUCAGGACGUGAUUCAGACAGCUCUGGAUAUUCACCCGUCUUGUAAGGUUCAUGGUGGCCGUGAGAAGGCGUUCUUCAGAGCUGCGAUGGAACAGUUCAUACCAAAGACUGCUGCUUGGCGCAAGAAGAUCGGUAUUCAUGUCGGGGGUGGCAUGCAGGGUGGCCUGGACGCUUUGUUUGGGGGGCUGGAUGGGAAGGUUGAGGUGUAUAACAGAAUCUUCCGCGCACUUUCUGGUCAGACUCUGGCUGAUCCGUUUGGUUCUAUCGACCAUCUGGCUCCUACAUCGGAGGAAUCCGGAAAAUGA
Messenger RNA from Colletotrichum chrysophilum, 1140 nucleotides. RefSeq lists its product as uncharacterized. Lineage: Eukaryota; Fungi; Ascomycota; Sordariomycetes; Glomerellales; Glomerellaceae. The record is from RefSeq and is a predicted model, not a curated record. The coding region runs from base 1 to 1140 and encodes 379 amino acids. Gene Ontology annotation, molecular function: asparagine synthase (glutamine-hydrolyzing) activity. The transcript has a single exon.